AUGUCUUUGAAGAACUCGCUUAUUUUUGUAUUGGUGGUGUGCUUCUGUGUCUGGCUAGUGGAGGCUCACGAACCUGCUUCCCAUCUUCAAAUUAUUAGGGAUCUCCCUAAUUCAAUGAGGAAAGAUAUACCGAUUCCCAUGUUCAUCCGAAGCAACUAUAAGGGAGCAGUGCAUUUUCAGGAAGGCGAUGAAUUUGAAGUACUCAUCAACAUCACGGCUCCAACUGUUGAAGAUGCUUACGCAGUCCAUGUUGAAAUGGUCGAGUAUAAGGAAGGAGUCCUACUCCAGCUGUACCAAAGACCUCUAGAUGGACACAUCCCAGGCCUUAAAUGGGUCUUUUUAACGGUUGGCAUUUCAACUCUGAUCUCCUUUUUCUUUGCGUUAAUUUGUGCCAACUCCUGGAACAAAUCGCAAGGUUUUAUGGAUGUCAGUGGCCAGCCAAUGGAGUGCUAUGACAUGACUCAACAGCCGAUGAUGUAUAGAUCACGCAACAGCAUGUACCUGGCAUCACAGGGUGGUGAUAUGCCACUUCAUGCUGAGGAAGAAGCUGAUAACAAUCAAAAUGAGGACACAUUGAAAGGUGUUCCAGAGAUGCCCGAAGAAGAAGAAGCUGAGGCUCUAAGAAUGGGUGGACGAUUGAUCUUGCUUCAUGCAGAAGACGACGAAGUGGAUAUCUACCAGAAUGAAGAUACAUUAAAAGGGGUGCCUGAAAUGCCAGACCAGGAGGAGGCUGAUACACUUAGAAUGUGCAGGUGUAUGCAAGAAGUCAUUGCCAUGGAGGAACUGAAAAAGUCUGGUGCUUUUGAAGCAACAAGAGAUUUAUCUGAUGACAGCGGUGGAGAGAGAGAUGAGGAAGAGACUGAAUUUAUGAAGAGUGAAUAUGCCACUUUGCCAGUGAGAGUCGAUCUGGCCUGGCCGGAGAGGAAGGGAAAUGGAGAUGAAGGUGUUGAACAAUCUGAACUAUCUGAAGGCAGUUCAAAGAAUUCUAUAAUUGAUCCAUCUGCAAGUAGUCCCAUGAAAACAUCACUAUCAUUUAGAUCCAAAGAUUUUCGAAAAUAUCAGGGAAGCCAGGGUAAAAGUGAACCCAAGUUGAUUAAUGUUCCCUCACCUUCCCAAAGCGAAUUUCAAGAUUUUCAGUCUGCAGCUAGUGAUGAAAGUAGAAUUCUUGUAACUGCUGCUGAGAUUCACAGCAAAGAUGCUACCAAGCAACAAUUCAAAGCUGGUGCGGCUCAAGAGGCGAGUGACGCCUUUGUCAAUGUCUUAGUGAAGACCUCUCCUAUAGAAACGCCGAGCUUUAGCCCCCAAGGAAACAUCCCACUGGCUGAUGAUUUAACAACUGUCUCUGACAACGGCCAGUCAACCGCUUUUCGAAGUGGAAGUGAGUGUAUCUUUGAGAAUGAUGCUCAAAAAGUGUUUCUAGGGACCACUGAUACCUCAGCGGAGGUUGACCCCUGUCUCGAAGAAGCCUCACAAAUCUUUCCAAUGCCUAACCUCGAGGAGGUGCAACCUGCUUCAUCUAUUACGUCUUCUGCUGAUUCCAAGGCAGCCUGGUUUUCAGCGAGUGUGACAGCGCCUGGUCAGCCGCGCUUGGCCACUUUCCGCCCUGUCUCUCCAAGGGCUGCAUCCCCGGGAAAGCUUGGGAGUCCAAUGACGCCCGACUCGGGAGAUGAAACCAAUGGACGCUCACAGUCUAAUCAGUCUACCCCCAAACGCAGCAAAACCCUCUUGGGUGUGGCGCCACCUCAAGUUCCCCAAAAAUAUCACACUCUCAAAGAAGGGAAGAGUGCAGAGAGUCCUAAAGAUGAACAACCAGGACAAGGACCAGGAAGUAGUGGAACGGUUGGCAGGAAACCGUCCCCUGGAUCGAAACAUAUGUACCUGGCCAUAAUGUCAUGUAUGUGUCUACUCAGUCUCACUGUUGGUGUGUACAGCUAUGGAAAUGAAAUCACGGAAACAGAAGUUAUUGUCACAGUAUCAACCCCCAAAAACUUCCUUCUGAACGAUUCAGCAAUCUUCUUCAGUAUGAAUAAAACUGGUGACCUGAAAAUAUUUGAGCUACCCUUAAAAGUUACUUGGUUUGAGGUGAAGAAUCCAAUUUUACGCAGUUACAAUUCAGAUAUGUGUGAGUCACGAUGGUGUGAGCAAGGCUGUGAUGAAAACACAGGAAGAUGUAUAUGCCGUAAAGGCUACAAGUUAGAUGUUAAUGAGAAAUGCUCUGAUGUGAAUGAAUGUCUUGAAGGCCUUGCUCAGUGUCACCAAUACGCUGGCUGUCACAAUGAAAAAGGAAGUUAUCAGUGUGUAUGCACUGGUCACUAUUUUGGAGAUGGAAAACGUUGUAAAGAAUGUUCGGCUCCAUGCGAAAAAGGGAUGUUUGAAGUGCAGCCAUGUUCAGAAAAAGAACAAAAAAUUUGCAAAGAAUGUACCAAGGACUGCGGAAAGGGCUAUUACAUGCAUCGUCAGUGCGGACCUACAUUCGAUGCUAAAUGCAGAAUGUGUGUACCCAAAUGCCAACCUCACCAGUAUGAAUACAGCAAGUGUACGGGUCCCCAGAAUCGCAUCUGCAGAGAUAAAACUGAACUGCCCGCAAUCCAGACAUCUAGCAAUGUUCUGAAAGAGGACCGCAGCAAAGUGAAGGAUGUUGAACAUGAUGUGCGAUACCUGCCUGACAUGGAAUGGAAAUAUGAGAAUACAUUUAAUCUUCAAAGAGGAUCCAAUAUGGCAGCCAAGAUUGAAGUCGUCAAGUUGGACCCUGUGCAUAAGUUCAUCCCAGUUGAUCAUUCCAGUGUUAAUGAUAAUCAGGCUUUCUAUGACCGCAGCAUCCUUCACAAAUACUGCCCAUACCCCAUGCCUGCCUAUUAUCAGCUGGAGUAUGUGGUACAUAAAGAUGUCACCUAUGAAAUGGACCGAGGUGUAAAUACGAAUGACCAGCUCCUUCCAUGUCGUGGAUACCAACCACAUGGGCGCUUCCCGGACUUACGCCAACCUGAUCGCAGCUCUCUCCUAUGUGCCAAAAUUGGGCCUCUGGCAAAAAUGUUUGGCAUUGAGGAAGAACUAACAGAAAUGACGACAGUCCGAGUUGAGAAGUCCAUUAGGUGUGAACGAAUGAACGUGGCUUGUGAGAACUGUACUAAGAUGUGUGCAUGGCAGCCUCCGAUUCAGAAGGAAGACUGCAAAGUGAUCGGAGAUGAUGCAGAUAAUGGUUGGUCCCCUCGUCUGCGCGUCUGCUACACUUGCUGCCUCCACACCAAGUGUUCAUCCAUCUGUGACCGCUAUUAUAGUAGUCCUUGCAGACCAAAAGUGUGCCUGAAAGGCAGCGUGCUGGAGUUCAUUCUGAAGCCGGUGUUCACGGAGACAAUGUACUGCCAUGUACAACCUGCCGCCCAAAGGACUCUUCUUGAGGUGGAUUUCACAAUCACCUAUGAUGAAAGACGAUUACACAAGGAAACAUUUCAAAUAGGAGCAGAACCUGAGUGGCUAAGGGAUGGAUCAAUGAACAACAUUGAAUAUAAAUUUUUACAAAUAGAUAUAAGUUCUGGAAUUGAAAAAAUGCCUGACGUGGUGGCGAUGGAUCAGACAACAAAAAGCUUAAAGGCUGGGUUACACCGCAAAUCAGGACACAAUUUGGCGGGCUCUGUGGUACAAGGGGAUAAACUUUUUAUCCAUCCACAGGAAAUAUUUGGAGUCAGCCUCCAAAACUGGGCUUUGCAGAAUUGUAGUCGUGACAUCCUGGAGAAGUUGAUGAUGGUAUCAGAAAAGGAUGAACCCUACAUUGAAAUGUCUGAUGUUCUCACCUCCCAUAUGCGUGAAAUUACCUACAUGAUUGUUAAUAACAGUGUCACGCCCAAGGCUGUUUUCCGUGUCCCACGUACAAUGUCGUUACUGCAGUGGGUUGCUCCUUAUGGAAGAAUCAAACACGACUCCAUAAUUGGUUCCAUUCAGCAUUCCUCUUCAAGAUGGGUGGUCAUGCUUGAGGGAAAUCUUGAAGCUUGCCCAGGAUUCUUUUCUGUGAAUCUCACUGACACCACUUACUAUGACCAGCCACUGUUCCAAUAUGAUUUAUUGGUAGAAUGUCCGCCCACAUUCCAGUUGACCUUCAGUAUUCCAACUUCAGAUGCUGCCAAUGUGGAGAAAGCAUUUACUGCCUCCAUCAGGGAUGCAAAUGUCACUUAUCACCUAACCAUUCACAGGCCUCCCCAGGAUUUGCCCCAGGAACAACCACUGACUCCUGAAGAAGAAACUCCAGUUGUUGACGAAGAUGGAUAUGAUCAGAAAAAGCCAUUCUUCUCCAGCAGUGGUAGUUUCUUCAUCCCCUUCAUCGCUUCCAUCUGUGGCGCCAUCAUUAUACUUUUGUCUAUUGCUGGCUUUGGGAUUGUUGCCAAGCAAGGCUGCAUUGAUGCAAACGAGGUGUCCUUAUUUAACCAGAGACAUCUUAUGGUUUCUGUUGUCUACUUCUCAUGUCAAGUCUUCUACUCUACAUUGGUGACUCUCACCUCCUUCAUGGUUAUAAUCUAUGCCAUCAACAAAGAUCCUCUCACCUUCCUGAGUCAGUACGAUCAACUGUCUAUAGUCAAGUCCAGUCUGACUAAACUAGAGAUGAGUACAAUGAAACUAUACUUGCAAACCGAGCUGGAACGUCAGCAUGCAGUCGCUAAUCAGACAAAGGGUGUUUGUGAGGAACAAAUGAUGAAAGUAGCACAAGGUCUCAAUGAGUUGAAGGGGAAUUUGACCAAAGAAGCCAAGGAAGUGAUGUCGCAGGAGAACUUAAGUAACUUGAUCAGGAAUCAUACACGUCGUGUUUUAGAUGAAUUUUUAGAAAAGAUUAUUGUGUACAGGGACCGGCUAAACAAUUAUGUGAAUAUUAUACAAAAACGACUCCAAUUUGAUGUACGGCAGACAUAUAACAGUGUGAUGGAAAAUCGCUGGUUGACCGGGGCCAAACAUUUACACUCAGAUAUCCAGCAAAAACGACAAGUCCUACAUUCAAGUCCUCUUCCAACACGUCCAUAUGCUGAAUGGAUGCAAAUAGAACCCAACAUUUCUAAUCUGGCACAAGGAUUAAUGUUAUCUGUCCCAAAGCUACCUCGUUUUGAUGAGGUAUUCAAAGAAAAAACCACUCCCAUCACAGGUUUCCCUGAGGCUAUUGUAAAUAAGUCUGAGCCAACCAACUACACACGCAAUCUAUGGUUUUAUACUGAGCGCAAACAUUCAGUGGGCCACCGUAACAUGACUGACUUUAUUGAGAACUCUUCUAAAAAGUCCAGCAGUAACCAGAUAUUUUAUACAUUUGUUGGAAUUAUGGUAAUAAUUGAUGUCAUGUGGUUUCUACAUCGGAUGGUGAAUAUCAUGAGAACAACCCGUCUCUUGCUGUAUGGUUAUCCAGUCUAUGUUGAUUGCAGAGAAGGAAAAGACCGAGGCUUACCAUCUGUUGACAAUGCCCAUCGAAAGCCCAGCACCUGCUGCAAGUCUACAAAAAAACGAUGUUGUCAUGCUGUAAGCAAAUUCAUUACCAAGAUCCUUAAAACAAUGUUUGUUCCAAAGAUGAUAAUUAGUCUUUUGAUGUUGCUGUUUAUCUACCUGACGUCAGCAUUUAGUGAGAAACUUUUUCGUAGAGAGUCCUUCCAAGCUCUUGGCUAUUAUACAGAUAUAACAAGCCUUCUGGAAUUAAGCCGUGCAGAUAUCAACAGCCGUAUCCGCAUGCAUGCCACUCAGAUCAAUGCCAUGGAGUACCCUAUGUUAGAAGCAUGGAUGAACUCAUAUCUAAAGAGGCAUUUGCAUCUUCAUGAUGUCUACCAGAAUUCUGUAAGGAAACUCUCCAAGACGCAUAGCAUCACAUACUGCGAAUAUUUACAGCGCUAUUUGCCUGAUGCUAAGUGUACUGUCAGAGAUUUAGCAGAUUUCAAAGUUGAAGUGAAAGGAUGUAAAUUUCCACCUAUUGAACCAAAACCUUAUAAAAAAAUUGAUGAACAGCAUUCUCGUGUUGCCGCUCGACAAAUGGACAGUUUCCUGUAUGCUGUUCGGAAAAUGAUUUCUGAUUCCUGUUUUGUGGUUUUACUCUACAUGUCGUUUAUCAUUCUCUGGGAUUUGACCAGCACAGUUAUUUGGCUUUAUGCAAAACGAGCUGGUUGGAUCCGUCUGAGAGUUAUUUGUGAAACAGAUGAAAGACCAAUGGUACUACAAGUUUGGAGUUUGACAAGUUACUCCAAGAUAUAUGCCUUCACCAAGUACAAAAAAGGUUAG
Acanthosepion pharaonis is the source of this 6237-nucleotide messenger RNA. The record is from the annotation of a GenBank genome assembly. Lineage: Eukaryota; Metazoa; Mollusca; Cephalopoda; Sepiida; Sepiidae.